GGCGGCUUCGCAGCCACACUCGGGUUCCCACCGGCGCUGGGGCUGCCGGUCCCUCCGACCCCUCCGAGCCCGGCGCCCAGCACCGCCGCCGGCAUGCGGGUGAGUCCGCUCCGAGGCCACGCCCACCCGGACGGGGUCCGAGCCGAGGCCCCUCCGGCCGGCCCUGCCCCUCACCUGGGAGAAGAGAGCCUCCGGAUCCUGGUGGGGACCGAAGGGGACAGCCUCCUGCUGAUGGACAUCAAUACCACUGAGACCGAGGCCUCUGAGCCAUGGGACUAUGUCCUUGUGGCUGAUCGUUGCACCCAGAGAAACCCCAGGCAGGUCCAGCGGCAGCAGCAGUUCCUGGAAGAGCUCGAGAGGAAGGGCUUCUGCUACAAGGCGAGGGAGGACCAGGAGAAGGUGUUCUUUGGGAUCCGAGCUGACAACCGGGUCUUUGACCGCUACCGCAGACUUCUCAUGGAGCCCGAGGCUACCGCCCCCAGAGGGGAGCUGGCCGGGCCAACUUCCAUCCCAGCCACCACCAGAAUCCGAAUUGUCAACUUUGUGCUGAACAGCAAGAUGGCAGCUGGUGACACGCUCCAGGAUUUGGUGAAGGAUGGGGUCUUUGAGGCCGGGUUUCCCCUACACAAGGGGGAGGAAGACCUAAAGAAGAAAUGGGCCCGGUGGAGAAACAUGUUCCAGCAGCAGCCAAUUGGUGACAUCAGGAACUACUUCGGUGAGAAGGUGGCCCUGUACUUCGCCUGGCUCGGCUGGUACACCUACAUGCUGGUGCCCGCCGCGGUGGUGGGCCUCAUCAUCUUCCUGAGCGGGUUUGCCCAUUUCGAAGCCAGUCAGAUCAGCAGGGAGAUCUGUGAGGCCCACGACGUCUACAUGUGCCCUCGCGGCGACCACAACCCCAGGUACCAGCGGCUCUCAGAAACCUGCGCCUUCGCCAAGCUCACCCACCUCUUCGACAACGAGGGCACCGUGCUGUUCGCCAUGUUCAUGGCGCUGUGGGCCACCGUGUUCCUGGAGUUGUGGAAGCGGGAGCGAGCCCGUGUGGUCCUGCAGUGGGACCUGUACGGGUGGGACGAGGACCAGGAGGAAAUGGCGCUGGGGCUCAUUGCCUGCCCUGACUACCAGCCCCGGCUGCACCAGCACUCCUACAUGCGGAGUACCGUCAUCCUGCUGCUGUCUCUGUUGAUGAUCUGCCUGAUGAUAGGCAUGGCCCACGUCCUGGUGAUCUACCGCGUCCUGGCCGCUGCCCUUUUCAGCUCCGCCUUCCCCUUCCUGGGGGAGCAGGUGACCACGGCCGUGGUGGUGACCGGGGCCCUGGUUCACUACGUGAGCAUCCUCGUCAUGACCAAGAUCAACAAAUACGUGGCACUGAAGCUUUGCGACUUUGGUGAGAGGAGGGCGCCCCUGAGCCCCUCUCUGGCUACUGGAGGGAAGAUUCAGGAGAAGCCCAGGACCUUCUCAGAGCGAGAGAGCAAGUUCACCAUCAAGUUCUUCACUCUGCAGUUCUUUGCUCACUUCUCCUCCCUUAUCUACAUUGCCUUCAUCCUGGGCAGGAUCAAUGGUAACCCCGGGAAGUCCGUGCGCCUGGCAGGGCUGUGGAAGCUGGAGGAGUGCCAUCUCAGCGGCUGCAUGAUGGACCUGUUCGUGCAGAUGGCCAUCAUCAUGGGUCUGAAACAAACGCUCAGCAACUGCAUGGAGUACCUGGGCCCGUGGCUGGCCCACAAGUGUCGCUCGAUGCGAGCCACGUCCCAGGACCCCGAGCUGAGGCACUGGCAGCGCAACUACCGCCUGAACCCGGUCAACACCUUCAGCCUGUUCGGCGAGUUCAUGGAGAUGAUGAUCCAGUACGGCUUCACCACCGUCUUCGUGGCCGCCUUCCCGCUCGCCCCGCUGCUGGCGCUCUUCAGCAACCUCGCGGAGAUCCGCCUGGACGCCAUCAAGAUGGUCCGGCUGCAGCGGCGCCUGGUGCCCCGCAAGGCCAAGGACAUCGGGACCUGGCUGCUGGUGCUGGAGAUAAUCGGCAUGCUGGCGGUCAUUGCCAACGGGAUGGUCAUCGCCUUCACAUCUGAGUUCAUCCCCCGAGUGGUGUACAAGUACCGCUAUGGCCCGUGCCGACAGGGGGCCCACCCUGCAGUCGACUGCCUCACGGGCUACGUCAACCACAGCCUGUCCGUGUUCUACACCAAGGACUUCCAGAAUCCUGUCGAAAUAGAGGGCUCAGAGAAUGUGACCGAGUGCAGGUACCGGGACUAUGGCGCCGCCCAGAACUCCAACUUCACUGAGCAGUCUUGGUUCCUCCUGGCCAUCCGCCUGGCCUUCCUCAUCCUCUUCGAGCACGUGGCCUUAUGCGUCAAGCUCAUUGCUGCCUGGUUUGUGCCUGAUGUGCGUCAGUCGGUGAAGAAUGAAGUCCUGAAGAAGAAGCACCAGAGACUUGGGGAGGCGGGGCUGCCGGGGCCUGGGGUGGGGCCUGGCCCUGAGUCCCGAAGUACCAGAGACUCCGGCCCGAGAGCACAGACGUGGAGCGGGCCCAGAGCCGGUCAAGAGGCCAAGACGCAGAGCUGCUGCCACCACCACCACCCACCCCAGCCCUGGCUGUGUGUGUGUGUGGGCGGGCUUUAAGAAGACCCGCGUAUAUGUGGGGGUCCUGGGAGCCCCUGUAUGUUUGGGGUGUCUGUGAGCUGCACACCUGCCCAUGGUCUGUGAGGCCUGUUCCACCUGUGACGGCUCAGGCUUGGUACUGCCUGACUUGAACUCUGAGUGACCCCUGCCACCCAGAGAACUGGGGC
Messenger RNA from Balaenoptera acutorostrata (minke whale), 2783 nucleotides. RefSeq names its product anoctamin 9 (gene ANO9). NCBI's taxonomy places the organism in Eukaryota, Metazoa, Chordata, Mammalia, Artiodactyla, Balaenopteridae. The coding region runs from base 94 to 2616 and encodes 840 amino acids. The transcript has 23 exons. Gene Ontology annotation, cellular component: plasma membrane. The record is from RefSeq and is a predicted model, not a curated record. Gene Ontology annotation, biological process: chloride transmembrane transport. Gene Ontology annotation, molecular function: chloride channel activity; protein dimerization activity.